Molecule: messenger RNA, 1008 nt
Organism: Pieris macdunnoughi
Lineage: Eukaryota; Metazoa; Arthropoda; Insecta; Lepidoptera; Pieridae
Source: the annotation of a GenBank genome assembly
AUGUCGUCAACAGAACCUUCUCAAAAUAAGACAUGGGAUCUGUCACUAUACGAGUUACAUAGAACACCUCAGGAAGUAAUAACAGACGCUACGAAGAUAGCCGUCUCCCCGCGUAGUUUGCACAGUGAACUAAUGUGUCCAAUAUGUUUAGAUAUGCUCAAGAAGACCAUGACAACAAAAGAAUGCCUACAUAGAUUUUGUUUGGAUUGCAUUAUAACUGCAUUACGGUCUGGUAACAAAGAAUGCCCGACCUGUCGAAAGAAGUUGGUUUCAAAGCGGUCCUUGCGACCCGAUCCUUAUUUUAAUCUACUUAUAUCUAAAAUAUAUCCAAGUAGAGAUGAAUAUGAAGCUCAUCAAGAAAGAGUGUUGGCUAAGAUGAAUAUGAAAAAUCAAGACGAAAGCAGUGCUAAUAGCACAUCUACUGUUAAUGGAAAUAAUACUGACCCACCACAAAAUGGAGGUACAACAAGCAUUUCAAACAAAAGAGAAGGUUCCUCAUCCACAGGAAAUCCUACCCCAUCUGGUCAGUCAACAUCAAAUCCUGCAUCUGUAAGAAGUACACCAUCUCCAAGUCCAUCCAAUCUGAGUUCUGUGUCAAAAAAUACUAGUACAACUAAAAGAGCAAAGUCUGUAUUAACUUCAGAGAGAAGUGAAGAAAGUGAAUCUAGUGAUGGCAGAACAGAGGGUGGAAAUUCUAUGGACACAGAGGGUGAGGGGGAGGUGCUGAAUCCAAAUGAGAUUGAGCUGGUUUUUAAACCACAUCCCACUGAAAUGAUGGGCGAUAACCAACUUAUGAGAGCUUUGAGAGAUAGCUCUGUACGAUACCUGAAGACCACAGCUAAUGCUUCUGUUGACCACCUGAGCAAAUACCUUGCAAUGCGGCUUACACUUGACCUCGACACAGUUGCCCGAGGCAUAUCGACUGCUCAACUUCUGUAUCUAUGUUGCACCAACACCUGGACAGUUUGUGCCAUUAGUAGGAGCACAGACAUUAAGGCAGAUCAAUGA